AAAGAUAUUCCCACCCACCGUCGCUCCAACACCAUCAUGAAACCGGGUCUGCUCACCGCUAACCCCUCCUCUCCCACGUCUACCUCUAACCUCCUCUUUUUCUCUCAGUUUUGUGGACUUCCUCGAAUUAAUAAUCCCAUUUCCUAUCUCAAUUGUUUGAACCCUAGCGCUUCCCAGCUCAGAGCUUCUUCAAAUCCCAUAUCUCCAAUAAACUCUCACAUAUUUAAACCCUCUCGUUUGAUCUUCACAGUUUGCUUCGCCAAUUCCAAUGUGCCCGAAUCAGCGUCGAAGCGAUUAGAGGAAGAGACUUCUUUGGAUAGCGCUGAACGGCAGCAGAGGCAAUGGAAGGUUGAAGUAGGAAGCCCCAGUGUUCCGUCAUCUUAUGUUCCGCCAUCCAAAUUAAGCUUAAGCGACCAAGCUUUCUUUCUCUUGGCCUUCAUUGCUUGCACGGUACUUUAA
This is a messenger RNA of Ilex paraguariensis (yerba mate), 459 nucleotides long. NCBI's taxonomy places the organism in Eukaryota, Viridiplantae, Streptophyta, Magnoliopsida, Aquifoliales, Aquifoliaceae. The record is from the annotation of a GenBank genome assembly.